AUGGCGGACCAAUCAGCCCAACCCCCAGCGAUCGACGCCCUCAGCCUUACUGAAAAUGUUCCUGAGACAAAGGUCACUGGCCAGAUUGUCACUCCUUUUGAUGUUUCUGGUGGUGUGGAUGAGACAGGCAAAUUGCUGCCUGUAGACUACGACAAACUGGUCCGAGAAUUUGGAGCCACUCCUCUCACAUCCGAUGUCCUCGAACGCUUCGAGAAAGUGACUGGCCACCGCCCACAUCGUUUCAUGCGCCGGAGCAUUGUGUUCAGCCACCGUGAACUGAACAAGAUCCUGGACCGGCAUGAGAAGGGCCAACCGUUCUACCUCUACACUGGUCGUGGCCCGAGUAGUGAUAGUAUGCACGUGGGACACACAGUUCCAUUCGAAUUCACCAAAUGGUUGCAGGAUGUUUUUGAUGUACCCCUGGUGAUCAUGAUGACCGAUGACGAGAAAUACAUGCACUCUGCGAAGAUUGAGAUCGACGACGUCAAGCGCUACACCAAACUUAAUGCCAAGGAUAUCAUUGCUGUUGGCUUUGACAUGAAGAAGACGUUCAUUUUCAGCGACUUCGACUUUGUUGGAGGUGCCUUCUACGAGAACAUCUGCAGACUGGCCAAGCGUAUCACCAUCAACCAGGUUCGGGGUACAUUUGGCUUCAAUGACAGCAACAAUAUCGGCGAGUUCCACUUUUGCGCCACUCAAUCUGCCACUGCAUUUGCGACCAGUUUCCCCCAAAUCUUCGGCACUGACAGGAAGAAGGUGUCCUCGAUUCCUUGUUUGAUCCCUUGUGCUAUCGACCAAGAUCCUUACUUCCGACAAUGCCGUGAACACGCCGAGAAAAUGAAGUAUAAGAAGCCCUCACUCAUUCACUCAAUUUUCCUCCCUGCUCUCCAGGGACCCGGCUCCAAGAUGUCCGCUAGUAUCGAUUCCUCUGCUAUUUUCAUGAGCGAUACUCCCAACAAGAUCAAGAACAAGAUUAACAAGCACGCCUUCUCGGGUGGCCAAGAAACCGCCGAGCUUCAACGCGAGUUGGGUGGUAACCCCAAGGUCGACGUGCCCUUCCAGUACUUGACCUUCUUCCUUGAGGAUGAUGAAGAGCUUGAGCGUAUCCGUGUUGCCUACACGAAGGGCGAAAUGAUGACCGGCGAGCUGAAGCAGCGUUGCAUCGCUGAGCUGCAGGAAUAUGUCAAGGGUUUCCAGGAGCGUCGGGCUCAGGUCACUGACGAGAUUGUGGCCGAGUACAUGCGCCCACGUCCUCUCGAGUGGAAGGGAAACCCCAACCCAGCUGUGGCUGAGAAAGAAAAGAAAUAG
Molecule: messenger RNA, 1308 nt
Organism: Penicillium taxi
Lineage: Eukaryota; Fungi; Ascomycota; Eurotiomycetes; Eurotiales; Aspergillaceae
Product: tryptophan--tRNA ligase WRS1
Exons: 2
Coding region: 1-1308 (435 amino acids)
Biological process (GO): tryptophanyl-tRNA aminoacylation
Cellular component (GO): cytoplasm
Molecular function (GO): ATP binding; tryptophan-tRNA ligase activity
Source: RefSeq, a predicted model, not a curated record